This is a messenger RNA of Harpia harpyja (harpy eagle), 1752 nucleotides long. It is a transcript of the gene RGS18, whose product is annotated as regulator of G protein signaling 18. The record is from RefSeq and is a predicted model, not a curated record. The transcript has 5 exons. Lineage: Eukaryota; Metazoa; Chordata; Aves; Accipitriformes; Accipitridae. The coding region runs from base 206 to 913 and encodes 235 amino acids.
UACUUGCAGCUGCAGUGGCAGUGAAGGUGGAGAACCUCCUUCUUCCCACUACCUGCUCUGGAAACUGCUCAACAGCCAGUUGGGGGCAACCCAGCCCGAUACAGCAUGUGAGAGCCCUCCCGAGCACAUCGGUUACGCCAGAUGCAACUGCUGUAAGGAAGUAAAAGAAACAUUUUCUGAAACUGUGAAGCUUUUUUAGAGGAAGAUGGAGAACCCACUUCUUUUAUUCCCCCAACUAAAUAUUUCUGCUUCAAAGGAUAAAUCCUAUUACAAAGUCAUGAAAUCAACAAUUAAAGAAGAGCCACAUAAAGCAAGCAAGCCUGGAGCUAAGCAGAAGAGAAAUAGGCUGAGCCUUCUCCUGCAGAAAUCUGAAUUCCAUGAAGGUGAUCAUCUUGGUAAACCUGGAAGCUUGACAAAAGCAGCAAGCAGUGUGUCUCCUGAAGAAGCAGUGAAAUGGGGAGAAUCUUUUGACAAACUGCUUUCUGAGAAAGCGGGAUUGGAUGCCUUUACAAAGUUUCUGAAAACUGAGUUCAGUGAGGAGAACAUCGAGUUCUGGAUAGCUUGCGAGGAUUACAAGAAAAGCAAAGCUGCACAUGAACUUUUGCCAAAAGCUAAGACCAUUUAUGAAACAUUCAUACAGAAAGAUGCUCCAAAAGAGGUGAAUUUGGACUUUCAAACCAAAGAAGUCACAAGUCAGAAUAUUGAACAGCCCAUCAUCACCACCUUUGAUGCAGCACAAAACACAGUCUACAGGCUGAUGGAGCAAGACAGCUACCCACGCUUCCUAAGAUCUGAUCCUUAUUUAAAUUUGGUUAAGGGGAGAAAUCCCAGUCGUCCUACCCUUAGGAGACGAUCACGAUCUUUUACUGUCAGUGAUUUCCAGGGUGUACAACCAGACUUUACCGUUUGGUAACAGGGAAACUCAACCCUCAUAAGUUCUAGCUACUGCAGCAACUCAUAUGUGUUUUAAAAUCCAAAUCUUUAGCAGGUGUGAAUGAGUGGAAAGCAAAGUUACAUGCACUUAUACCAGGUCAGAGUUCUGUAGCUGGUGAUUAAUCUCAUUUAUUAUAGAGAUGUAGGCAACAUAUUGCCAUGACACAUCAUGUAAAGUUUUCAUACAGUAUUUUUUUUAAACUCAAGCAAGAGCUAUAAUCGUAUUUGGAGGAAAAAUUUGAGUUUCCUGCAUAAAAAUGUUGUAUAAAAUGCCAUUUGAUAAUAUCUACCAUGUAUCUUGGACCUGUAUUAUUUAGGACAGAGUUUCAUCACAGUUAGAAUCUAUAUACCUAGCCUUUGCACAUAUUUAUGUUUCUGCAGUAUUUCCUACACUAAGCAUAGAGUAUUUGUGGUAUUUUCUCAUACUGCAAAACACAUAGGAACAUUAUUCAGUAUAAUGUAAAUUACAUGGAUUUUAACUACAGCCACUGCAUAAUUAAAAUUCAGCUAUUGCAUAUUUUAAGAGGAACAUAAGAAUACCUAUUUAAUUUUGGGGGGUAAUGCUGUUUUCAUAUUACAUGUGUCUCUUCUCUGUAUUUAAGUUACGCUGUACAGAUUAGCUUUGCCAUCAAAUACUUGUAUUCUAAUUUUCUGCAACCAAAUGAGCAGCAACAAAGGGGCAAGAGUGCUAUUUUAACACAAUACGUGUCAUUAAAUAUCAGGUCAUGUGUAUGUGUGUAUAUAUAUAUUAAAAAAAAUUCUACUUUUAUUUGUAAGUAUUAAUCGUAUACCAACUUUGUUACUAAACUUUGUUCUAAA